Arabis nemorensis is the source of this 504-nucleotide messenger RNA. Lineage: Eukaryota; Viridiplantae; Streptophyta; Magnoliopsida; Brassicales; Brassicaceae. The record is from the annotation of a GenBank genome assembly.
AUGGCGACGAGCAAGUGCCACUAUCUACGGCCGAGCCACGGCUUCUUAUCCAGCGACCCUGAGCACAUCGUUACCGCCGCUUCCGAUUUCGAGCUCGACGAGUGGGACCUCUACAAUACCGAUUCAGAUUCUACUUCCGGUUUCAGCUUUACUGACCUUACGAUCACCUCCGGUCGUACCGGACCUAACCGGAAACCUCGCGGUGGCUCCAUUUCUGAGAAAUUCUCCGAGACUUCGGCGUCUUCGCUCCCGGUCAACGUGCCGGACUGGUCAAAGAUCCUCGGUGAAGAGAGCCGACGGAGGCAGAAUUCGAACGAGGAGGAAGUCGAGGGAGAAGAGAUUGCAUGCGGCGAAGGAACACGUCGAGUUCCGCCGCACGAAUUGCUCGCGAGGCGGAGGAUGGCGUCGUUUUCGGUUCACGAAGGUGCUGGGAGGACUUUGAAAGGUAGAGAUCUAAGUAGGGUGCGAAAUACUAUUUUUAAAAUUAGAGGGAUCGAAGACUAA